This is a messenger RNA of Moesziomyces antarcticus, 3981 nucleotides long. Its product is annotated as SCP160 protein. Gene Ontology annotation, biological process: nuclear division. Bases 1 to 3981 code for a protein of 1326 amino acids. The record is from RefSeq and is a predicted model, not a curated record. Gene Ontology annotation, cellular component: nucleus; cytoplasm. The transcript has a single exon. NCBI's taxonomy places the organism in Eukaryota, Fungi, Basidiomycota, Ustilaginomycetes, Ustilaginales, Ustilaginaceae. Gene Ontology annotation, molecular function: mRNA binding.
AUGGUCUCCGCCUCCGAUCUCAUGAGGCAGCACCAGGCCCAGCUCGCCCAGGCCAACGCUGCCGCUGAGCUGCCUCCCAUGGCUGACCCCUUCCCGUCGCUCGUAAACGACCCCUUCCCGCCCCAGCAGGCUCAGCAGCCUGCUGCCGCUGCUUCCGCUCCGGACGCCGCCACCAAUGGCGCCCACUCCAACGGCGGCGGCCGCGCCCCCUCUCGCUCCAAGCAGCCCGACCUCGCCUCCGAGUCAGCCUUCCCUUCGCUUGGCGCUGCCGCCAACCCGGCCAAGGGUCAGUGGGGCGCAAAGGGCGCCGCUCCCGUCUCCACCUGGGCCGGCUCCGCCCCCGUCAUCCAGCGCGCCAUCGCCCAGCAGUCCUUCUCGCUCUCGCUCUCGCACGAUUCCGUCACCAAACUCUCCACCGUCAUGUCCAAGGUGCAGAACAAGUACCGCGGCGUCAAGAUCGAGGCCUCCACCACCCGCAAGACCGGCACCACCACCUUCGUCCUCAAGGCCGCCGACGAAGCCGCCAUCAAGAGCGCAAAGCGCGAGAUCACCGUCCUCCUCGCAAAGCACGUCUCUACCCACAUCAUGAUCCCCGCCUCCCUCCGCGCCUUUGUCAUCGGCACCAAGGGAAAGAACCUCAAGGCCAUCACCGACAACACUGGCGUCAAGGUCACCAUCCCGCCUCGCGACCCCAGCGCAGACAACGAUGCCGCCGCCACCACCACCACCACCACCAACAACAACAUCGACUACGAAAACGACGAGCAGAUCGCCGUCUCCCUCGAGGGCGACGAGAUCAACGUCAAGCAGGCCCAAGCCAUGAUCCAAGCCAUCGUCGCAGAACGCACCUCCAAGAUUACCCAGCGCCUCACCCACAUCGACCCUGUCUUCUACCCCUUCAUCGCUGGCCCCAAGGGCGCCAACGUCGCAAAGCUCGAGAGCAACGCAGGCAACACCGACAUCUCCGUCCGCGUCCCUCCCCGUGCCGCCUUCCUCCACGCAAAGGACGCCCAAGACGACGAUGCCGCCGCAGAGCCCAAGCGCGAACGCGACCUCGCCAUCAUCGUCUCGGGCGACCGCGAAAAGGUGAACGCCACCGUCGCCGCCAUCGACGCUCAGGUCGACGCCAUGAAGAGCUCCUUCCGCACCCUCGCCAUCAGCAUCCCCAAACGUCAGCAUCGCUUCCUCGUCGGCGACGCCGCAAACGACAUCCUCGCCGCAACCUCUUGCAGCGUCGAACUCGCCGCCAUCGACGACCCCUCCGACAGCGUCACCAUCCGCGGCCCCCAGAACCAGCUCCCCAUGGCCCUCACCGCCGCCAUGGAGAAGGCCAACGCCGUCCGCGUCGAAGUCGUCGACGUCGUCGCCGCCCACCGUCAGCUCACCCAGGACCCCGUCAGCCACGCCAAGCACCUCCUCCGAUGGCUCAACGUCGGCGCCAAGAUCCCUCGCAGCCCCACCGCCCAGAUCUACCUUCCGCGUCCCGCCAUCGUCGAGUCCACCGGCAACGUCCAGAUCGAGAUCGUCGGCUCCGACCCCGCAGAGGUCUCCAAGCUCCGCGAGUCCGUCUCCGAACUCGUCAAGGCCGUCCCGCCCGCCUUUGUCGAGCAGAUCGACGUCGACCCGCUCCUCCACCGCUUCAUCAUCGGCAAAAAGGGACACGGUCUCAAGCAGUACGAGGCCCGAGGCGUCGACGUCCUCUUCCCUCCCGCCUCGGCCAGCGCCGACGGCGACUCGCGCUCCGACGUCCUCCUCGUCCUCGGCGGCUCCUCCGCCGUCGCCGCCUUGCCGGCAGACCGAAAGGCUCGCGAUGCAAAGGCCCGCGACAUCCUCGCCUCGGUCAAGGACGACAUCCAAAAGGCCCAGGUCGCCGCCGCCGACAUCCGCAGCGAGACCCUCGCCGUGCCUGCCAAGCUGCACCGAGCCAUCCUCGGCCCCAACGGCACCACUCUCAACGCCGUCAUCGGCGAAGAGAGGCUCGUCGCCGUCCGUAUCGGCUCCAGCAAGGCAGCCGCCUCCGCUGACAAGCCUGGCUCGAGCCUCUCCGAGGACUCGAUCCUCGUCCGCGGACCCAGCUCCGAGGUCGAGCGCGUCGUCAAGGAGCUCAACCGCAUCGCCGCCGAGGCCGAGCAGGACAGCAUCGUCAACGGCCACGUCGCCCAGUUCUCGGUCGACGCCAACCACGUGCCUCACCUCGUCGGUCGCGGCGGCUCCGCCAUCACCAAGCUCCGCGAGGAGCUCGGCGUCCGCAUCGACUUUGACGAGCCUGCUGGCACCGACGCUCCGGACGCUCUCAAGAAGGGCAAGAAGGCCGCUGCCACCAAAAAGGUCGUCCUCACCGGCCGCAAGGAGAACGUCGAGGAGGCCAAGAGGCGUCUGCAGACCCAGGUCGAGAGGCUCGCCGACGAGACCAGCGUCACCCUCAAGAUCCCUCAGGAGAUGCACGGCAGCUUCAUCGGCCAGGGCGGCAAGUACGUCACCCGUCUCCAGGACACCUAUGCCGUCCGCAUCAACUUCCCCAACGCCAACGCCCAGCCCAGCGGCCAGUCCACCCCCACCGACAAUGCCGACGACAAGGCCGCUGGCGCACGUGCCAGCCAGAAGCCCGACGAGGUCAUCAUCAAGGGCGGCAGAAAGGGUGUCGAGGGCGCCAAGGCCGAACUGCUCGAGCUGCUCGAGUACGAAAAGGAGAACAACAACGUCUCCAUCCUCAACGUCUCCACCAAGUCCGUCGCCCGCAUCAUGGGCAAGGGUGGCGCUACCAUCAAGCAGAUCCGUGACGAGAGCGAGGCGCAGGUCGACGUCGACCGCCAGGACAACGAGAAGGACGGAACCACGCAGAUCAAGAUUCGCGGCACCAAGAAGGCUCUGGCAGCCGCACGCAAGGCCAUCGAGGCCAUCGCCUCCGAGGUCGAUGCCGAAGAGGUCUACACGCUCACCAUUGCACCCGAGCACCACGGCAUCCUCAUCGGACCUCAGGGAUCCAACAUCCGCGACCUCAUCAUCAAGGCUGGUGGACCCGAGGAUGCCAAGGCCUCGUCCCAGUACGUGCAGUUCCCGCGAAAGAACGACAAGGACACGUCCACCGUCACCAUUCGUGGUCCUGCCGCAUUGGCCAAGGCCAUCCGCGACGAACUCAAGAGCGCCUCCGAUGAGCUUGCCUCGCGCGUCGUCUACGGCGUCGUCGUGGCGCCUCAGGCACAGAGGAUGCUCAUCGGCCGCGGCGGCUCGAGGCAGUCCGAGCUUCAGACCCAGUACUCUGUCCGCCUCGUCUUCCCCGGCUGGAAGGAGUACGCGUCCACUGGCGAGCCCGUCAACAAGGCCGAGCUCACCGGCGGCGAUGAUGCCACCAUCGUCAAGAUCGUCGGAGCCGAGGACAGAUGCCAGGCUCUGGCCGAGGAGAUCAAGUCGAGCUUUGCCUCGGCUUCCAAGUCGAUCGACGUUCCGCGAGGCGUCCACCCCCGCAUCGCUACGCCGCAGUUCUUCCGCCAGCUGCGCUCCGACUUUGGCGUCUCCGUAGACACGCCCAAGGGCUCGGCUUCCGCCUCCACUUCGGCACCCUCUGCCAAGAAUGGCGCCAAGGCGGCUGCCAGCGCGCGCAUCGACGACGACGAGGAUGGCGCGGAGAACGAGUUCGAGCUCGAGGAGCUCAGCUCGGCCUCGGCAAGCGACUCGGUGUCCUGGACCCUGACCGGCAAGGAUGAAGCUGCUCUGCAGAAGGCAGAGAAGCGCAUCCAGACCUCGAUCAAGGAGGCGGGCGACGCCUCGCAUCAGGGCAAGCUCUGGGUGACGCCCUCGGCAGUGCCUCGUAUCAUCGGCCGCGGAGGAAGCGGUCUGAUGAACAUCCAAAAGGAGUCGGGCGCCGCCAUCGAGAUUCCGCGCGACUCGGGCGGACUGUGCAUCAUCCGUGGCUCCAAGGAUGCCGUGCUGCAUGCCAAGGAGCUCAUCGAGAACGUCGCCUCGUCCAGCGGACGUGCUUGA